AUGGCUGAUUGGUAUAAAAAAUGGCGUAUCAAAGUUAAUCAAUCCAAAUCACACCUUACAACAUUUACUCUUCGUCUUACUCCCUGUCCUAUGGUGUCUCUAGACAAUAUUCAAAUCCCUUCCUCUCAAACGGCCAAAUACUUAGGUCUGACAAUUGAUCGUCGUCUCACUUGGUCACAUCACAUAAAAACUAAAAGGCUUGCCUUAAAUGCACGACUCCGCAUCCUUAAAAUCCUAAUCUCUAACAACAAACACACUCCAUUAAAUACUAAACUCUUAAUUUACAAAUCCCUGUUCAAGCCGAUGUGGACCUAUGGUCUUCAACUCUGGGGUAAUGCCAAAAUAUCCAAUACUAAUAAAAUUCAAACUUUCCAAAAUAAAUUCCUUCGCUUAAUUACAAAUUCUCCCCCUUACAUCUCAAAUCUAACUUUACACACCGAUCUAAAAAUGAAAUCAAUCCAUGAAGAAGCAGUAGCCUUUUACAAACGAUUCCACUCUAAACUCCCUUCUCAUUCCAACCCUCUCAUUUCGAACCUUGCCACUCUCACUAUUCCUGGGAAUCCUCCCAGAAGGCUCAAAAGGAAAUGGUGUCGAGACCUCUUCACUGUUUGA
Messenger RNA from Cinara cedri, 612 nucleotides. Lineage: Eukaryota; Metazoa; Arthropoda; Insecta; Hemiptera; Aphididae. The record is from the annotation of a GenBank genome assembly.